GGCGGGGCUUGGUGGGUCGCUUCGCAGAGGAACAACGGCGGCGGUCCAGUCAUUUCCUGGUCUCAAUCGGGCGCACUGCGAGUUCGGUACACGAUGCGGGAACUGGCUGAGCAGGUCAAACUCAUCGUGGAGCACCUGCUGGAGGAGGACUUCCUGGAGACGGACAGUGGCGACCCAGGGGAUGAAGAGGUUCUCAAGGUAGCUCAGUGCCUGCGGAGGCUUGGAGAUGAAUACAAUCACUUCAUUCAGCCACAUGUGAAAAAUCUUAAGCCCAAGUUGCAUGAGCUGGCAAAGGAUCAGGCUUCUGAAGUGUUUUCGGGGAUCGUGACUGGGCUAUGCAACACCCCUGAAAUGCAGGCACAUACUCAACAGUUGGGUCCUGAGAUAAAUCUCCUUGGAAUUGCUAUCGUUGUGGGAAUGAACAUUUCUAAGGAAGUGCCUGAAUUGCUUCCAACAGUCAAAGUUGCAUUGACAAACUUUAUCAAUACAAAGCUGCUGCCAUGGAUUCAACGUUCAGGAGGAUGGGAGAAGAUCUUAUGACCUGUAGUUGCACAUUCUUGGAGGCUGAAAGAAGAGUCAAGAUUGAAGUUCGUGCGUUUAAAAACACAUUCCAAAUACAAUUUGAUGUGGGCUGCAGUACAUUCCAAAUCGUUGAGUGCCAUUUCCCCUUCCAAUACAUCAGAGUAACAUGAUUGCCAAUCCUCGUACACUGAUAGGGAAUAGGUAGACCCAUGAGGAUUGAGACUAUUUUGUCCACUCGCAGCAGUGGUGGCUUCCUUUCCCUAUAUGGAGCAAUGUUUUCAUGCUGUACGCAAGAGCUGGAGUGAAAAACAAAUUAAGAUGAAUGCCAAAUUGUAAUUACAGGUGGUAGGAAAAUUCAUAACUUGUCUUAGCUUCUAUUCACAUGGACCUAUGGAUCAGAUCAAAAUAAUGUUUGAACCAGUUGACUGACUAAUAUAAAGAAUGAGCUUUCAAUUUGUUUUCAAAUUCUUAAAUGCAGUUUUAAAAAAUAUUUUAGGCUAUAAGUGUUAGUUCCCAGGCUUGGACAUAAGAUAAUUGGAAAAUUCCACAAUUUAAAAAAAAUUUAAAAAUCAGCAUCUGAAUCAAACUUUUUGAAUAUCACAAAGGACUAGCCACCAUGACCCCAAAUCAAUGAUGGUAUUAAAUUCACAUAGUUUCUCAAGCUAAUUAAUAAAAAAAAACAAUGCUGUAGAUGCUGGGAAUAACCAACAAUUUGGGUGAUUUCAAUGGAACGAGAAACCUGUAACAGUUUGGAUUUAUAAAUGUUGAACAGCAAUUCUAAUAUUGGAUCAUUGUCCUGAACCUUUGCUGUUUCUGUCCCCACAGAUGCUGUCUGAACAGUUGACUAAUCAUUACUAAAUUGAACCUGCCAGAAUAACAGGAUUAGUUUUUCUAAAACCAUCUAAAUAGCCUCAUUUUCUGAUACAGCAAUGCACUUGAUUAGUUCAUUAUCGGCUUGUCUAAACUGGGAACAACAUUGACUUCUAACUAAUUGCAAACUCAUCACUGAUAUUCAUCCAGAGCACCAAUAUGCCAUGUUGCCUGGUCCGUGCAAACUAUUGUACUAAAGCUCUCCAAUCAUUUUUCUAUAGCCUAUGAGUUUAAAAAUUGCACCUAGUGCCUUUGUUUCUACACACAAACGUUAAAGUUUGUCUUUCACCCUACCUCUCAGUAAUAUUUAAUUACUGUAAAUCCAGUAUCCUGUUGCUAUGUCAGCCAACUGCAUUUUUGAUGAGAAUUUACAAAGACCUCGCAAGGAAAUCUUUCAGAUUUUUUUUUACAAGAACUAUAUAAAUUGUAUCUUGCGUUUUAAUGUCAGAUCUGACAUUGUGCACUUGCAUAUUUAUAGAACAUUAAAGAAACUACAAUUUGAUGCAAGAUCAGCUUGUUAUGUGCACUCUUUAGUCUUUUUGAUGUUCUUGUCACAAUUCACAAGCAUUGUGCUUGUUUUGUAGGGUACAAAUUGGAAGGUAUUUGUUGAAAAUAGUAUUCUACUGUGCAAUGUUACUGAGCAUUUUACACAUAUUGCAGGAUAACUGUUUACUUUAACAUAAUACAAUCAUGCUUUAAACCAUUUGUACAGACCAUGAUUAAGAAUGUAUUACUGUAAAUUUUAUUGUGCAUUAUCAUUAUUAGACUGAAAACUGUUGGCUUUAAUAAAAUGUAGCUGGAUUGUG
Molecule: messenger RNA, 2198 nt
Organism: Hypanus sabinus (Atlantic stingray)
Lineage: Eukaryota; Metazoa; Chordata; Chondrichthyes; Myliobatiformes; Dasyatidae
Product: bcl-2-like protein 15
Exons: 4
Coding region: 94-540 (148 amino acids)
Biological process (GO): positive regulation of apoptotic process
Cellular component (GO): cytoplasm
Source: RefSeq, a predicted model, not a curated record